AUGAGAAGCUUGUCCUUGGACGGGAUCCAAGGCGUGCGUCUGGGCUCCUGCUGGAGGCAGACCGGUUGCAAGAGACAUCUGUCAUCAGCCGGGUCCAUGCAGAAAUCAAACCAGGCGACCAACCUGGUGAGGCCACGGUGCGCGACCUGGGCAGCACAAACGGCUCGUGGAUUGUUGGACGUGGGCGAAUUUGCCCACAAAACGUCGAGAUGGAGGUUCUGCAGUGCGGUGAUGAGCUUUCUCUGGGCGUUGAUCCUUCCACUUGGCAAGAAGGCAACGUGA
Symbiodinium pilosum is the source of this 282-nucleotide messenger RNA. NCBI's taxonomy places the organism in Eukaryota, Dinophyceae, Suessiales, Symbiodiniaceae. The record is from the annotation of a GenBank genome assembly.